This is a messenger RNA of Bacidia gigantensis, 1590 nucleotides long. RefSeq lists its product as uncharacterized. Bases 1 to 1590 code for a protein of 529 amino acids. The transcript has 3 exons. The record is from RefSeq and is a predicted model, not a curated record. Gene Ontology annotation, biological process: transmembrane transport. Gene Ontology annotation, molecular function: transmembrane transporter activity. Lineage: Eukaryota; Fungi; Ascomycota; Lecanoromycetes; Lecanorales; Ramalinaceae.
AUGGCAGAAAACGAGAAACAGGCAAUAGCCGUCGACUCAUCAAACGACAUUCAGGAAAAGACAGGCUCAAAGUCUCCCGACUUUCAAGCAGAGCCAGACGACCUCGCAGUCUCCCACGAUGGUAUCAAACUGCACCCACAACCAACCUCAGACCCUCUCGAUCCUCUAAAUUGGUCGCCUUACAAGAAGCAUGCCAUUCUUGGCAUAGUGAUGUUCAAGUAUUUCAUGUUCACCUACAUAACCACCACCACCGUCCCAUCAUUUCCCCAACUCCAAGAUGAACUCGGCAUCUCUUACAGCCAAGUAAACUGGACCGUCGCCAUCCCGGCCCUCGGACUCGCCAUUGGGCCCCUCGUCUGGUCCUCCCUAUCCGACAUUUAUGGCCGCCGCAUAAUCUUCAUAAUCGGCACUCUGAUCGCCUUCUUCGCCACUAUCGGCGCCGGCAAGCCCAGUAACUAUGGUGGCUACAUGGCAGCGCGCUUCUUCCAAGGCUUCGGCGUCUCUCCAGGCGCAACAGUCGGCAUGGCUGUCGUAGGCGACCUCUUCUUCGAGUACCAACGGGGCCAGAAACUGGGGCUGUGGGUCCUCGCCAUCGAUUCAGGUCUUCUCGUUGGUCCUAUACUCGGCGGCUUUAUCGACUUGGUCAGUAGCGCGUGGAUUCAGUGGUUCACCGCCAUCCUCUUCGCGGUGCUGCUGGUACUAGAAAUCGCUUUCAUGACAGAGACGUUGUAUCCGCGCAACACGAUGCUCGCCCGCCUCCCCCACUCCUCCGUCACUAGCGACCCCGAGAAAUCUACCUCCACGACGGCUGGCGGCGUCACAGACCUCCCGCGCACUAGCGCCCUGCCCUUCCUCAACAUCAAACCCGUCCCUGGAAUGAGGCAUCCCAAACCCUGGGACUCGCUCCUGCGCUUCGGGCUGACGGCCAAAUAUCCAGUCGUUGUCAUCUCAAUCAUAAUCUACUGCUACGCAUGGUACUGGUGGAUCCUUUCCAUUAUCACCAUGAUACCCGCGGCCUACGUGUCCUACAAGCCGCAAAUUCAAGGUCUCCUUUUCAUUGGCCUGCUGCUCGGCACUCUUUUCAGCGAAUUCUUCUUCUCCGGCCGUCUAUCCGAUAUCAUCGUCUCACGACUUGCGAAGAAGAACAACGGAAUCAGAACACCCGAGAUGCGGCUGUGGUUGGGCUACCCAGCCGCAAUACUGAGCGCGAUCGGGUUGAUUAUCUGGGGCGUUAGUGUGGAUAAAGGAUACCACUGGAUUGUGGGACAGAUCGCGUUUUUCCUCUUCGCAGCAGGGAUACAGAUGGGGAACACGGUCGUCACAAGCUACGUGGUUGACUCGUACCCGCUGCAAAGUAUGAGCGUGAUAACUUUCUAUUCUGUAUUUUUGAAUCUGAGCGCUUUCAUUGAUCCGUUCUACAUAGCCUCCUGGCAAGCCCGCAGCGGCUGGACAUGGUGUUUUGCCGCGCAGGGCAUCAUAACUUUCUUCAUCAGCGUGCCGGCCUUCGCUGUGUUACACAAAUUCGGCCCGAUGUUAAGGCAUAAGAGCGGGGCGAUGCCUUGGUUGAAUCCGGAGUAUGAUACCCUUUGA